AGCCGGAUCUAUCCGUCGCCAUUACUGACUGGAAUGAGAGGGGAGGGGAUGGCUCUCCGAUUGCACGCAUACCACUUACUGCUAAAAGACUGAAAACAACCACUUUCGAGAAAAUUUGCCGAUUACUCCAACCACCCACGGGAAACACAACAAAACUGGAAUUUGUUUCGGAAUCGCAUCCGUUGAAAUUAAAGGAAAUAGUUGGAAUGCCACCUCCUAUCUGUGGUGUCGGGAGCUGGGAGCGACCAUGUUAGGUAGGUGAUAGGAGGGGAAAGAGCAGUCGUGCGGGACAGAUGAUCCAGAUUACAUUGGCUCACUCAAAGUGAGACAUGGAAAUGUGCCUGCGCUAGCAAAUGGAAGUACACGCUUGCCUUGCCGGCAUACUUUGCUUAUUGUAACAAGCAAUGAGAGGGGCAAUAUAAUGGCCAAGAAUAAGGAGCCCCGUCCUACAUACGCUGUCAGUGUCGUUGGGCUCUCGGGCACUGAGAAAGAGAAGGGCAACUGUGGUGUAGGUAAAUCCUGCCUAUGCAACAGAUAUGUACACCCCAGUGCGGACUGCUACUACUCGGAGCACACUUCUGUGUUGAGCACAAUUGACUUUGGAGGGCGUGUGGUGAAUAACGACCACUUCUUAUACUGGGGCGAAGUAUUACAUCGAGGGGAUGAUGGCCUUGAGUGUAGAAUCCAGGUCAUCGAGCAGACUGAGUUCAUCGAUGACCAGACCUUUUUGCCUCAUCGGAGCACAAACCUGCAGCCUUACUCGAAACGGGCUGCAAAUACGAAGCUUCAGUCUGCUGAGAAGCUGAUGUACAUUUGCACAGACCAGCUUGGGUUGGAGCAGGAUUUUGAUCAGAAGCAGAUGCCCGAUGGCAAGCUCAACAUCGAUGGCUUUGUAUUGUGUAUCGAUAUAAGCAAAGGAUGCAAUAGAAAAUUUGAUGACCAGAUGAAAUUUGUCCACAGUCUUUAUUCUCAAAUUUCCAAGACGAAAAAACCCAUAAUCGUUGCUGCAACGAAAUGUGACGAAUGUGUCGAGCAAUAUCUGAGGGAGGUUCAGACGUUUGUUGCAGGUAAAAAGAAUCUCAUGUUGGUGGAAACAUCAGCUCGAUCAUCUGUGAACGUGGAACUUUGUUUCAAUGCUCUGACACAGCAGAUGGACAAAACCCGAGGUAAACCCAAAAUCAUCUCUUAUUUGGAAGCAUGCAAAUCCCAGAGACAAUUAGUAGCUUCUGUCUCAGACAAGUUUGAAAAGCUCAUUGUUCAAACUGUCCGAGAUUAUCACACAAGCUGGAAAAUUGUCAGCAAUAAGUUGAAAAGCCACCCAGACUAUGAAGAGUACAUCAACUUAGAAGGCACCAAAAAGGCCAGAAACAUCUUUUCAAAGCACAUCGGACAGCUGAGACAAGAGCAUAUCAAGAGGCGGCGUGAGGAUUAUCUUACCAGUCUGCCAAAAAUUCUUAAUAAGUUGCUUAACAACCUGGAGGAAAUUGAGACUCUGAGUUGGACUGAGGCUCAGAGCCUUAUGAAGAGCAGGCCUGAGUUUCAGUACUGUUUCAUUGAGUUAGAACAAACGCCAUGGUAUGAGACCGACCACCUCGAUAAAACUGACGACAGAAGAGUGCCCUUCGAUGUACUCAAAACCAUGGAAGGAGAGAGGAUUUAUCAAAACCACGUCCAGCAUUUGAUAUCUGAGAAGAGGCGGUUGGAGAUGAAGGAGAAAUUCAAGAAGACGCUGGAGCGAGUGCAUUUCAUUAGCCCCGGCCAGCCGUGGGAAGAGGUCAUGUGCUUUGUCAUGGAGGAUGAGGGGUACAAGUACAUCACUGAGUCAGAUCGCAGGGAUGUUUAUAGUCGGCAUCAGCAGGAAAUAGUUGAAAGGGCCAAAGAGGAGUUUCAGGAAAUGCUUUUUGAGCACUCAGAGCUGUUCUAUGACCUCGAUUUGAAUGCGACCCCAAGCUGUGACAAAAUGAGUGAGAUUCAUGCCGUGCUUAACGAGGAACCUAGAUACAGAGCUCUCCAGAAACUCGCCACAGACAGGGAGUCACUUUUACUGAAACACAUCGGGUUUGUCUAUCACCCCACAAAGGAAACAUGCCUCAGCGGCACGGCUUGCAUCGACCUCAAAGUCGAGCAAAUCCUCGCCAACAGGCUAGUUCAGCUGGAUCAUGGCCGCUCUAAUAUCUACUACAACAGUGCCAACAUUGAAAAGGUUAACCUGUGUCUCGUAGGCAGGGAAGGAUUGGCGCAGGAGCUCGCAAAUGAAAUCCGAGCUCAGUCCACUGAUGAUGAAUACACCCUUGAUGGGAAAAUCUAUGAAUUAGACCUUUUGCCUGUGGAUGUCAAUUCUGGCAUGCUUUCGAACCAUUCCUGGAUAUCGACUUUCAAGCCCCAUGGGUUCUUUUGUGUCUUCAGCUCUAUAGAGUCGCUUAAUUACAUUGGUGACCGCAUAAGCCGAAUACGAGCUGAGAUCGCCCAGAGCAGAAGGGAUAGGUAUAGCCAGCCAGUGCCAUUCAUUCUUAUUCUAGCAAAUCAGCGCGACAGUAUUUGCAAAAACAUGCCUAUUUUAAGGCAUCAGGGCCAACAGCUUGCAAACAAGUUACAGUGUACUUUUGUAGAUAUAGCCACCGGCACUUUUCCCAGGAAGUUUAAUGAGUCUCAGAUAAAACAGGCCCUCAGAGCUGUGUUGGAGGGAUUGAAGCACAAUUUCGACAUGAUGAACCCCAUGCCCUCAAUUAAAGAUCUGUCUGAGACAGAUUUACGGAUAGUCAUGUGUGCCAUGUGUGGAGAUCCAUUUAGCGUGGAUCUCAUUCUCUCACCGUUCCUGGACUCGCAUUCCUGCAGUGCCGGACAGCCCGGGCAGUGCAACACAUUGAUCCUUGACAAAAUCAUCGGCGACAGUCGCAGACGCAUACAGGUCACUGUGCUCUCCUACCACUCCUCCAUUGGAAUCAGAAAGGACGAAUUGGUGCAUGGUUACAUUCUUGUUUACUCAGCAAAACGAAAGUCUUCCAUGGCUAUGCUGAGGGCAUUCCUGGCUGAAGUCCAGGAUGUCAUUCCAGUUCAAAUGGUGGCCAUUACGGACAGCCAAGCAGACUUCUUUGAGAACGAUGCGAUAAAAGAGCUGAUGACUGAAGGGGAGCACAUUGCCACGGAAAUCACUGCUAAGUUUACCGCUCUUUACUCGUUGUCCCAGUAUCACAGGCAGACAGAAGUUUUCACGCCAUUUUUCAACGAGGUCCUGGAGAAGAAGAGCAACAUCGAAAGCUCCUUCAUGUUCGACAGUAGCAGGGACGGAACAGGCACCGGUGAAGAUGUCUUCCCGCAGUCCCCUCAUAGCCAUUCGCCUGCCUACCAAUACUACCCUGACUCCGAGGAUGAUGGGGAGGGACCGCCACCUUACAGCCCGAUAGGCGAUGAUGUGCAGCUGCUGCCUAAUCCUAGUGAACGGAAGUACAGGAUCGACCUAGAAGGAAACGAGUACCCGGUUCACAGCACACCUCUUGGUGAUCACGAGCGUAACCACAAAGUGCCUCCCCCAGUAAAACCCAAGCCUAAUGUGUUGCCCAAACCCAAUGUUAAGAAGCUGGACCCCAACCUUCUGAGGACCAUUGAGGCUGGAAUGAGGAACUCCAGGAGGACGCGAAGUCCAAUGAUGGGUCACGGUGAUGACCUCGAAGCAUCCGACAACUAUGCAGAGCCGGCCGACACUCUUCUCAAAUUCAAAGGCUUUAGUGAUGACAUAUAUGCAGUACCGGAAGACGCGCACAGUAGAUCUGGCAAGAGCCGCAACUCGUUCGGUGGACUCGCUCUGCACGGGGACGAGGAGAACGGCUUUGACUCCAUGUCUAAGUCUCAGGGUGGCAGAAGGCCUUCUAAGUAUAAACAUCGUUCUAAGAUCCUCUUCAGCAAGACAAAAGCUUAUCAAAGACGAGUGCACUCAGAUGUCAGUGACGAUGAGUCGGGGCCUGCGACGCAGAAGAAGAAGAAAGGAAGGGGUAACCGAGGAAGUGAAGAAGAUCCACUUCUCUCACCAGUGGAUCCUUGGAAAGGAGGGAUAGACAAUCCAGCCAUCACAUCUGACCCAGAGCAGGAUGAUAAGAAAACAAAGAAAAAGAAAGCACCAAAGAUCAAGGAACCCAAAAAGGCAAAGACAAUAAAGACCACAAAGCCAUUGUACCCACCAACUCGUAGAAAUUGGGAGAGCAACUAUUUUGGAGUGCCUCUUCAGAACUUGGUCACUCCUGAUAGACCCAUACCUUUGUUUAUUGAGAAGUGUGUUGACUACAUUGAGCGAACUGGUCUCACCACAGAGGGCCUUUAUCGAGUGAGUGGAAACAAGACGGAUCAAGACAACAUUCAGAAACAAUUCGACCAGGACCACAGCGUUGACCUGAUAGUGAUGGAUGUAGCCGUGAACGCUGUGGCUGGGGCCCUAAAGGCCUUCUUUGCCGACCUCCCUGACCCCCUCAUACCGUACUCUCUCCAUCCAGAGCUGGUGGAAGCAGCCAAAAUCGUAGAUCAUUACGAAAGACUGCAGGUGCUUAAGGAAAUCGUGAGAAAAUUUCCUCCUGUGAACUAUGAAGUUUUCAAAUACGUCAUCACUCACCUCAACAGGGUAAGUCAGCAAAGUAAGACCACGUUGAUGACGGCCGACAAUCUCUCCAUCUGUUUCUGGCCUACGCUCAUGAGGCCUGAUUUUGAGAACAAGGAUACGCUGUCCACCACCAAACUCAACCAGUCCGUCAUCGAGUCCUUCAUCCAGCAGUGCCAGUAUUUCUUCUAUGGUGGUGACAUCACAGAGCCCUCCAGCGCUGAGGGGACUCCUCCUCCACACGGUCAUGGUUUGGAGUCUCUGAUGGCCCUGCAACUCCCUCCUCCCCUCCAACCACAGCAGAUCCAGCACCCGCUGCCCCCCGAACCCCUCAUAUAGACCCCCCAGAUCACAUUCGGCUGCGUGGAAGCCUCCUAAAACAAGAAGUGAAAAUUAAUUAUCUUUUUUUUUUUUUUGUACAAAAGAUGUGACUUUCAGAAAAGAUUUUUUUUUUUUAAUUUCCAUGUUUUGCCUCUCAGUAAAUGUGCACAUUGACUAAUUUCAAACAUCGUGAACACAAGGAAGAUAUAUUUAUGAAACUCUUUUUCUUUUUUUCUGAAAGACAAUGGAGCUCUCAGUCACUCACUAAAACCAACACCACAUGCACGGCUUACCAUAAUGGCAAAAUGUGCCAUUUUUCUGCUUGUGUUUGUCCUCUUUUUAUUUUACAAUGGACUAAAGAUAUAUUUUUAGGAAAUUUUUAUCUUAAAGACAGCAGUCGUUGUUGGGGUGGUGGUAUCCCAAGUCGUUUGGGAUUGAACUAACAUGAGUUUAUAAAAUCAGGGGCGCCUGCCUAGGAUGCACUUUGUCCUACAGACAUUGAACCGGGAGCCCCUCGUACUCUGGAAACCACAGAAAGGGAAACGGCCCACUGCAACCACUUGGCACAUCUCAGAGAUCCAGGCUUCAGAAGACGCCUGGUUAUCUCCAUCUCGUUUCAUGUUCGUUCGUUUCGGUUCCGCAGACCGCCGUUCUAUGGUUCUUUUGAUUCAUUUCGUGAACUGAAUUUGCAUGUUCUUUGCCACUUGUAAUAACUGAAAGAGUUAACGCGGAGGAAAACCGUAAAUGCUUAACUGUUUUUAUGCAAAACUUUUUUUUUUUUUUUUUUUACCUAACUUGUUUAAGGGAACAUUAAACUGGGGUAAAUUUGUUAUAUUUGUUUGUUUGUGUCAUGCCAUAGUUCAACUUUUAAUAUCAUUAUUUUGGCUUUAAUUAUUUCCCUAAAAUAGGAAAAUAUAAAUAUCUCUAUAUAUACUAUAUAUAUACUAUAUAUAUAUACUAUAUAGUGUAUGUAUGUAUAUAUGUAUGUCAGCAUCAUUUGAUGGCUGAUGAAACAAAAAUCACGGGGUACUGGAGCUCUGUAUAAUCUUGUAAAACCUAUAUUCAGAUCUCUUUGUGGUAUGAUGUAUUAAAAUCUGGGGUUAGAUCCAUUGACUGUACUUAAUUCCCUAUAUGAAUUUUUUUUUUUUAAUUAGAUGGUACUGAAUUUUUUUCCACUGUAACAGAUGCUGUUAGAAAGCUUGCAUUCUUUGUGUGGAAAACAGCACAACUCAGAGAUGUUUAGCUGUGUUGUCAAUGGAUGGGAACAAAAAUGACAAGAUUUAUCUUAAUUGACUCACUAAAACGGAGGAAAGGGCUCAAUAGGGCAAGUGUGCAGCUGCUAGGAUCCCAUUUAGUAUAGUUAAAAAAAGAGCAACAUUGUUCAUAUGAUUGCCUCAUAUGAUGUACAAACUAAAUAUUUUAACAUCAUCUGCUAUGUAUUAUAGUAAAUAAAUGAUUUUGACAAAUGA
Pimephales promelas (fathead minnow) is the source of this 6375-nucleotide messenger RNA. It is a transcript of the gene arhgap5, whose product is annotated as Rho GTPase activating protein 5. Gene Ontology annotation, cellular component: cytosol. The record is from RefSeq and is a predicted model, not a curated record. Lineage: Eukaryota; Metazoa; Chordata; Actinopteri; Cypriniformes; Leuciscidae. Gene Ontology annotation, molecular function: GTP binding; GTPase activity; GTPase activator activity. Gene Ontology annotation, biological process: Rho protein signal transduction; regulation of cell size.